Molecule: messenger RNA, 1810 nt
Organism: Tinamus guttatus (white-throated tinamou)
Lineage: Eukaryota; Metazoa; Chordata; Aves; Tinamiformes; Tinamidae
Source: RefSeq, a predicted model, not a curated record
AUGGAAGGUGGCGUGCAGCUCCUCAACCGCGACGGCCACAGCGUGUCCCACAACUCCAAGAGGCACUACCACGACGCCUUCGUGUGCAUGAACCGCAUGCGGCAGCGCGGGCUGCUCUGCGACAUCGUGCUCCACGUGGGGCCCAAGGAGAUCAAGGCCCACAAGGUGGUGCUGGCCUCGUGCAGCCCCUACUUCCACGCCAUGUUCACAAAUGAGAUGAGUGAGAGCCGCCAGACCCAUGUGACGCUGCACGAUAUUGACCCACAGGCUUUGGAGCAGCUGGUGCAAUACGCUUACACAGCCGAGAUUGUGGUGGGCGAGGGGAAUGUGCAGACGCUCCUUCCCGCUGCCAGCCUGCUGCAGCUCAACGGGGUGCGGGACGCUUGCUGCAAGUUCCUCCUCAGCCAGCUCGACCCGUCCAACUGCCUGGGCAUCCGCGGCUUCGCCGACACGCACUCCUGCAGCGACCUCCUCAAGUCCGCGCACAAGUACGUCCUCCAGCACUUCGUGGAGGUGUCCAAGACGGAGGAGUUCAUGCUGCUGCCUCUCAAACAGGUGCUGGACCUCAUUUCCAGUGACAGCCUCAACGUGCCGUCGGAGGAGGAGGUGUAUCGGGCUGUGCUCAGCUGGGUCAAGCACGACGUGGACAGCAGAAGGCAGCAUGUCCCCAGGCUCAUGAAGUGCGUGCGACUCCCCUUGCUGAGCCGCGACUUCCUCAUGAGCAACGUGGACACGGAGCUGCUGGUGCGGCACCACUCGGAGUGCAAGGACCUGCUCAUCGAAGCCCUCAAGUACCACCUCAUGCCAGAGCAGCGAGGAGUCCUCAGCAACAGCCGGACGAGGCCGCGGCGCUGCGAGGGAGCCAGCACCGUGCUCUUUGCUGUGGGUGGGGGGAGCCUAUUCGCCAUCCACGGGGACUGUGAGGCUUAUGACACGCGGACGGACCGGUGGCACAUGGUGGCCUCCAUGUCAACUCGCAGGGCCAGAGUGGGCGUUGCUGCCAUUGGGAACAAGCUGUAUGCCGUGGGCGGAUAUGAUGGGACAUCGGACUUGGCCACAGUGGAGUCCUACGACCCUGUCACCAACUCCUGGCAGCCCGAGGUCUCCAUGGGCACCAGGAGGAGCUGCCUGGGCGUAGCAGCACUUCACGGGCUCCUCUAUGCAGCUGGCGGAUACGACGGAGCCUCGUGUCUGAACAGUGCAGAGCGAUAUGACCCUCUCACGGGCACUUGGACGUCCAUCGCUGCCAUGAGCACCAGGAGACGAUACGUCCGUGUGGCCACACUAGAUGGCAACCUCUAUGCUGUUGGGGGCUACGACAGCUCAUCCCACUUAGCCACGGUAGAAAAGUACGAGCCCCAGGUCAACACCUGGACACCCAUCGCCAACAUGCUCAGCCGCCGGAGCAGCGCGGGGGUGGCCGUGCUGGAGGGGAUGCUCUACGUGGCCGGUGGCAACGAUGGCACCAGCUGCCUUAACUCCGUCGAGCGCUACAACCCCAAAAGCAACACGUGGGAGAGCGUGGCGCCCAUGAAUAUCCGCAGGAGCACCCACGACCUGGUGGCCAUGGACGGGUGGCUGUACGCGGUGGGCGGCAACGACGGCAGCUCCAGCCUCAACUCCAUCGAGAAGUACAACCCCCGCACCAACAAGUGGGUCGCGGCCUCGUGCAUGUUCACGCGCCGCAGCAGCGUCGGCGUGGCCGUGCUGGAACUGCUCAACUUCCCCCCUCCGUCUUCGCCCACCCUGUCGGUGUCCUCGACGAGUCUUUGACAAACAACCAGCUCCCGCGUUACCUCCCGGGGACAGG